This is a messenger RNA of Asterias rubens (European starfish), 357 nucleotides long. RefSeq names its product CD209 antigen-like protein E. The transcript is spliced from 2 exons. Bases 1 to 357 code for a protein of 118 amino acids. The record is from RefSeq and is a predicted model, not a curated record. Lineage: Eukaryota; Metazoa; Echinodermata; Asteroidea; Forcipulatida; Asteriidae.
AUGCAUGAUGCCAAAGUUCCAUGGGAAGAGGGCGAGCAGAUUUGUGUUGAGUUGGGUGGGGUGAUGGUUGUCCCUCAAUCCAAAGAAGAGUUACAACACAUCCUCAACAUGUUCAGCUGCGACAAAUUCUGGAUUGGUUGCAACGACAUUCAAACUGAAGGUACCUGGGUGUGUUUGGAUGGUGAAGCUACUAUUGACGUGCAGGACAAGAAAUGGGAGAGUGGUCAGCCAAAUAAUUGGGGAGGCAACCAAGAUUGCGCCUUGGCCCGGGUUUUAGCCAGGACUGCAGGCUGGAACGAUGUGGAUUGUGGAAACACACGCAAGUUAAUCUGUCAGCGUCCAGUACGAGCACUGUAG